This is a messenger RNA of Phyllopteryx taeniolatus (common seadragon), 1311 nucleotides long. It is a transcript of the gene unc50, whose product is annotated as unc-50 homolog (C. elegans). Bases 18 to 929 code for a protein of 303 amino acids. The record is from RefSeq and is a predicted model, not a curated record. The transcript is spliced from 6 exons. Gene Ontology annotation, cellular component: Golgi membrane. NCBI's taxonomy places the organism in Eukaryota, Metazoa, Chordata, Actinopteri, Syngnathiformes, Syngnathidae.
UUGGCGUUGUUUUGAUCAUGCACAGCUCAGUCACCAACUGCAUUACCCAUAGUGCCUCUCGUUUUUACCGGAAGCUUCUACGUGUUCAGUUUCCCGACACAUUUUUCAUAAACAGCUACAAGAACAAGCACGAAAAGGACUACAACAAAAAGUCCAUGUUGCCAACCACCAGCCAACACAGCAACGGUGCCCUUAGUUCGAGGGAUGCUGCUCGUCACACCGCGGGGGCCAAGCGCUACAAGUACCUGCGAAGGCUGCUCCAUUUCAGGCAAAUGGACUUUGAAUUUGCCCUGUGGCAGAUGCUUUAUUUGUUCACAUCACCGCAGAGAGUCUACCGCAACUUCCACUACAGGAAACAGACCAAGGACCAGUGGGCCCGGGAUGACCCAGCAUUCCUGGUCUUGCUCAGCAUCUGGUUAUGUGUUUCAACAAUGGGCUUUGGAUUGGUGCUGGACAUGGGAGUUCUUGAGACAUUGAAGCUCCUGCUGUGGGUGGUCUUUAUUGAUUGCAUAGGAGUGGGUCUCCUCAUAUCAACCCUCAUGUGGGCGAUAAGCAACAAAUACUUGCUGAAACACCCAAGCCGUGAGUUUGAUGUCGAGUGGGGUUACACGUUUGACGUUCACCUCAACGCUUUCUACCCGCUCCUUGUCAUUCUGCACUUCCUGCAGCUCUUUUUCAUCAACCAUUUGAUAGUGAUUAACUCUGACUGGUUCCUUGGAUAUUUUGUGGGGAACACCUUGUGGCUGAUAGCCAUUGGUUAUUAUCUGUACAUCACCUUUUUGGGGUACAAUGCUCUGCCGUUCCUGAAGAACACAGUGAGGCUGCUCUACCCCUUUGUUCCGCUGGCGCUCCUCUACAUCCUUUCCAUCUCUCUGGGCUGGAACUUUACUCAAGGUCUCUGCUGGUUUUAUAAGUACAGAGUCCAGUAGGAGCGGUGUGAUGGAGGCUGGACGUUGGUUUGGUUGGCUCCAUUUGCGCACUGCGUCAAAGUGAUAAUAUAUCACUUAGGACUAAGUCUGACUCUGGAAUGACUCCAUUUGUUUUUUGUUUGAGUCAGAGCACCUCUGUCUGCAUGUGGCGACAUUGCAGAAACAAGUGAAGACUUGAGCUACAGCUUUUAGUUCUUUUUGUAUGAUUUGUAAAUAUAUUUCUGGGAGGUUGUAAUAUAUAUACACACAAAGGAAACAAUAAAACUUGUUUUUGUUUUUCUUGAAGUGAGAAAAAACAACUUGAAAUAAAAACAAGGAACAGCCUUUCCUUUUUUCUUAAGGCAUACAUUCCAGAGCUCUUACAAUAAAAUGUUUUACUGAA